Messenger RNA from Prunus armeniaca (apricot), 264 nucleotides. The record is from the annotation of a GenBank genome assembly. Lineage: Eukaryota; Viridiplantae; Streptophyta; Magnoliopsida; Rosales; Rosaceae.
AUGGGAUGCUGUUUGGAGAUCUGGAAGAACUGGCAAAUAAAGCAUCCAAAUACUAGGAGCUGCUUAGGGAAGAACAACAGAAGAGGAACUCCUCCAAAGGCACAAUCAAAAGAAGAAGCAGAGGGCUCGAAGGAAAGAGAAAUUGCAAUAGCAGAGAUGGCAAAAUUGAAACAUCCCAUCAGUUGCAAGGCUCUUACAAAGCCACCAAAGGAUCAGAAGCCGCCACCAUUCACAGGAGGGUUUGUUCCAAACAAGCCAACCUAG